AUCAACAGAGCGCCCCCAUCGAUCCAUUUUUUCACCCUCCUCCCCUCACGCGCUCCGUCGACGAACCUAGCACGAAUCUCGUCCCAUGGACGCAGCUGGCGCCGGCUCCUCCUCCAAGCCUACCCCCACCAGGCCUCGUCUCGCUGUGCGCGUUCGUGGGCGGCCUUCAUCAAUCCUGUCGCGGGCAGACCCCGCUGAAUGGCGGUCCCGUCCCGCAGUAUCAUGGACCGUGGAGAACAACUAUGAGGACUUCUCUGGCCGUCGCAGGGCGCUCGUCGGAGCCCUCACCAAAGGUAAGGAGCGAAUGUGCUUGUUCGGGUACCCGGACGGGAAAUGGAGUUUGACGCUCCCUGAGAAGAUGCUGCCGCUGGGCCUGCCGGAGCCGAAACUAGGCAUCAACCGCAGGCCAGAAUAUAUGAACCGUUAUGACUACCUGUCAUUCAUCGCUCGCCACUCCGACUCAUGGCUCAUGGGCGUCGCCUUAUUCUUGACUACUCUUCUCAACGCCAAACAAAAGUACGUUACUACAAAACUACUACUACUACUCCUGCUGCCUCUGCUACUUCCUUUGAAAACAUUUUUGUUAUGA
Molecule: messenger RNA, 589 nt
Organism: Hordeum vulgare subsp. vulgare (domesticated barley)
Lineage: Eukaryota; Viridiplantae; Streptophyta; Magnoliopsida; Poales; Poaceae
Product: PHD finger protein ALFIN-LIKE 2-like
Exons: 2
Coding region: 86-589 (167 amino acids)
Biological process (GO): regulation of DNA-templated transcription
Cellular component (GO): nucleus
Molecular function (GO): transcription cis-regulatory region binding; histone binding; transcription coregulator activity
Source: RefSeq, a predicted model, not a curated record